Messenger RNA from Plasmodium malariae, 2892 nucleotides. RefSeq names its product CG2-related protein, putative. The coding region runs from base 1 to 2892 and encodes 963 amino acids. NCBI's taxonomy places the organism in Eukaryota, Apicomplexa, Aconoidasida, Haemosporida, Plasmodiidae. The transcript is spliced from 2 exons. The record is from RefSeq and is a predicted model, not a curated record.
AUGAUGAGUAAGGAGAAUAAUAUACUUCUGGUCGAAAUUUCAGGUGAUGCUUUUUUUAAUAUAAUAAAAUAUUUAACCAUUAAUGAAGCAUUAAAACUUAAUCUUGUCAGCAAAAGUUUUUAUGAAUACUUGAAGGAUGAAAAAGCUUAUAGUCUGAUCAGUUGCGUUAAUUUAAAUAACUACAUUAAAUUUGUAAAGUUUAUAAAGCCAAAUAAAUUCAGCUCCUUUUUCCUGUCCAUAUUAAAGGACGAAAAAAAUAUUUACUCUAACCCGCACUAUGUCAAGAAAAAUAUUAAUUUCGGUAUUAACAGAAAACAGCUAGUUGAAAAUGAAAAAUCCUUUUUGAAAAAGAUAAUACUAAAAGGGGAAUUUAUAAGAAACGCAAAUUUUUAUGAUAUCAGUUUACUUCUUAGCUCUCAUGCAAACACAUUGGAAGAACUACACAUUCAUGGGCUGAAUGACGUGAAUUGUCCUCUUUUUAUUUAUUCAAGUUAUGGCAUAAUUUUUGAAUUCUUUUCAAAAGAAAUUCUGUUAAAUAAUUUAUCUUUUGACUGUGUAACGAAGAAUGAUCUCGCGCAUAUUCAGGAGAUACUUUUGCAGAAAAGCUACGAAGAGGCCGACAAAAAGGGCAAUCAAAGGGGCGAUGAAAGGGGAAAUCGAAAAAGUGGAUAUGUUGUUGAGGAAAAUUAUGAACAAAAUGAACAAAAUAUGACCAAUGUGCAGGAAAAUUAUGAACAAAGUGAACAAAAUAUGACCAAUGUGCAGGAAAAUUAUGAACAAAGUGAACAAAAUAUGACCAAUGUGCAGGAAAAGCAUGAACAAAUUGCACACAUAUAUAAAGUAGGCCCUUGUUUCCAAAAAAAAAACGACAGAUUUAAGAAGAAUGAAAAAAACGCAGAAAACACAAGUAACUGUGAUGUAGAUACUACGCGUAAGUGCAAUGAACAGGGUAUACAGAUGAAAGGGGUGAAGCAUGAAUUAAAUGGGAACGAUAAAAUAAUAAAACGUGGAAAGGAAAAAAUGAAUAACUUAAUAAAUAAAAAUAAAUUACAUUUACUAUGUGAGCAUAUAAGCAUAGUGUAUAACUGUAAUAAGAAAUGUUUUGAAAAAAUAAAAAAUUAUAAACAAAGAAUAAACCUAAAUCAUUAUAUAAGGAGGUUACCUAUUUUAAAAGUUCUGAACUUGUCAGGUAUACAAAGUUAUGACAUGAUAGAAAUGUUUAUUCCAUUAUAUCUACCUUGUUUAAAAACUUUAAAUAUAUCAUGUUAUGAUUAUUUUUUUUAUUUUUAUUAUAUGCUAAUAUCUAUAUUCUUGUAUGGUAAUGGGAAAGAGGUUUUUACUCGCUACAUAAAUUUUAAGAAGACACAAAACAAUAUGGACCCAAAUAAAAAAAAAAAAGCAUUUGUAGAAUGUAAUAAAAAAAUAUAUGAAAUAAUAAAAGAAAUGGAUGAAAAUUUAAUAGAAACAAAUAACGUUUCAUCAACUUUUCAAAAACGAUGUGAACAAGAUGCUAUAAACUAUUACGAAUUUAACAUAAAAAAUAAUGAAAAAAAGGUUUUCUUUACUCCUACUUAUAAGGACAAAAUUUACAUGAACAGUAUAAACUGCCCGGUGUAUUAUGCCGACGGUAGUUACAUAAAAUACGAUUCAGAUGGAGAGGGGGGCGGUCUAUGUACUAAUAGAGGAGGAGCAAAUGGUUUUACUGCUUCUGUAGGGGAAGUUAGUACACGAGAAAAUGAGGAUGACAACACUAUCAGUAAUCACAAUGACAAAAAGGAAGAAAGCAGAAAAGGCAUGAACGAUGAGUUCAAUGAGAUAAACUACAGAAGCAGCAUUAGCAUGAUUAGUAGAGCUCAUACCGUUCUCACAGAAAGCGUCCCACAUAACUCACAAAACUCCGCUAGUAUGGGUGGUGUAAAUACCAUUCGGAGCUCUGUCAGCAUUGGCGGUGUAAAUAUCAUUCGGAGCUCUGACAGCAUUGGCGGUGCAAAUAUCAUUCGGAACGCUUCCAAUAGUGGCAGUACAAGCAUUCUGCGCAAUGCUGUUAUCAUCCGCAGUAUAAGCAGCCCCGACAAGUGUUCUUCCAUCCAGAAUAAGCACAAUCAUGCAAGCGAAAACAGCGAGAAGGCAAUAAUGCAGAGCUUAAAAGGAAAGAUUAAGAAGCUAAAGAGAGGAGGGUAUAUCUGGCUAGUUGAAAAUCAUAAUUACAAGAAAAAUGUGAGUAUAGAAAUAUUAUAUCUAUUUAAAAAUAUAAUAGAGAAUGAAGAAAAAAGAGGAAGAAAAAAUAUUAUAUGUAUGUUGAACAAUCUAAACUUAGAACAUUUCUCCUUAUUUAACUAUAGUUUGAGUAGUCCAUUUUUAUGGUUACUAUUAUUAAUAAAAAACCAAAAUUUAAGGACAUUUUGUAUAUUAGAUUUGUGUUUAUCUCACCUUUUAUCUGCCUUAACAUUUUUAGAGGCUUUUUUAAAACAAAAUUUAUUUAAUUUUCAAGGUAUGAUGAGAAGAAGAAGGAAAAGACUGGGAAGUAUAUACUUUAAAUUUAAUGAUGAAGAAGAAAUAAAAUUCGUUAAUCAUAUGUAUUCUAAAAUAAUAAACGAGUUAAAUACAUCUAAUUUUACGCCGAAAAGAAAUAAAGUGAUACAUAUUGUUAUUUAUGUUUAUAAUAAUAAAAAGGAAAAUAAACAAUUUAUAAAAUAUAUAAGAAAAAUUUCUAGAUCAUUAUGGAGGUGUAACUAUUUAGUUUACUACUCUAUUCAAUAUUAUAAGUACAAAUACUUUAACAAAUAUUUUGAUAUUGAUAAUUUGUAUAGGGAUUACGUAAUUAACAUACUAUUGUCUAAUCACAAACUGAACCAGUCUGCAAUUGCUCAACGCGCCUUAUCAUACCAGUGA